Messenger RNA from Gambusia affinis (western mosquitofish), 1684 nucleotides. It is a transcript of the gene gpatch11, whose product is annotated as G patch domain containing 11. Bases 44 to 970 code for a protein of 308 amino acids. Lineage: Eukaryota; Metazoa; Chordata; Actinopteri; Cyprinodontiformes; Poeciliidae. Gene Ontology annotation, molecular function: nucleic acid binding. The record is from RefSeq and is a predicted model, not a curated record. Gene Ontology annotation, cellular component: kinetochore. The transcript has 8 exons.
AUAUGGCGUGUAUUAAUACAUUUUCUGUAAUUAUGUGUUUUAAAUGAUGGAACUAUUGACACGUGGGUUCCUUGUAGAUGGUCGGAAAUUUUCUACGAAUGAACCAAACAUAGGUGGAGCAAUCAGCGAGCAUUUGUUUAAGCUGAUUCUCUCUUUAUUUUUUAUUGUACUACUUUUUUUUCUGCAAUUCGCAAUGUCGGACGAGGAAGAAGAUUAUAUGUCGGAUGCAUUCCUCAGUAAAAUUCAGGAUGUGAAGCCAGGAGUCAACAUGGUGAGGAGUGUGAAGGAAGCCAUCAGAAAGGAGGAAAAACAAAAGGAGAAGAAUAUCCAGAACCGUCAGAAGAGCUACAAGGAGCAGGAGAAGGAAAGCCGAGAAGCAGCUUUACAGAGCUCCAUCAGCACUCAGAACAAGGGCUUUGCACUUCUUCAGAAGAUGGGUUACAAGGCUGGCCAAGGCCUUGGAAAAGAGGGAGCAGGAAGGGUUGAUCCGAUUCCUCUAAGUAUUAAAGCAGACAGAGGGGGUAUUGGUCUUGAAGAGGUGAAAAAAAGAAAAGCUGAGGAGGAACUCCACCAUUAUCGGCAGAAAGUUCGAGCCAAACAGCAGAACGAGGCCAAGUCUCUGGAGGAUUUUAGGUCAAGAGUCAGAACAGAGAGAGAAGAGCGGAAGAUUGAAGGAGACCUGAGGAGGAGUCAGCGGUCUUGCGAGCAGCUUGACAAUCAGAAGGGCAUAACUGCUCCCAGAGAACCCUGGUAUUGGCCCAAAGGUGAUGUUGAUGAUGAGGAAGAUCCUGUUGAAGAGGAGGACGAAGAGGAAGAAAUUCCAGAGCUAAAUCCCUCUGAUAAACUGGAAAUUAUUACAUCCUAUUUACGAGGAGUCCAUUUUUACUGCUUAUGGUGUGGAACCACAUAUAAUGAUGAGGAGGACCUGGCUUCUAAUUGUCCAGGAGAUACAGCAGCAGAUCACGAAUGAUCCUGAUUAAAAGACAUUUAGUAGCUUCUUUCUUGAAAAAACAGCAACAUAUAUUUGUUUCUUAAAAUAUCUUUGACGUAAUAAAGACAAUGUUACAGUGAAAAAUCAGAAUCAACAGACUUUAGAGCAACUGCAUUUGAUAAUAUUAGUGGUAAUUUGUGAAACAUUCAUUUAUUGUUGAAAUCUACUGUCAGUUUUUAUGUCUGUUUUUUUUCUUCAAAAAUGUGACAAAGUUGCAUUUACAAUGUUUCUUUUAAAUGAUGGAGGAAUUUCUUUUAUGUGUUUCAAAAGCAGCUAUAAUAGAAGUAUUUUUUAGAAAUCUUGUGUUGAUGCAAUUUCGUUUUUGUCAUGUUAAAAAAUUGUUGUUGAAUUUGAGUUACUUAGAAAGAGGUCAUAUUGUUUAAAUUUUUUAAAAUACAUAAUUAUCUCUGCUUUUAGUAAUUCUUCCCCCUAAAUAUCAUUAUACUGGGCAUGUCUGUAAAUCAUUAUUAUUACCUUCCUUUCAUGACUGUUUUUUGUGCAUUUUUAUUACACUAAGUAUUCCUUUGGCGUUUUGAACUACAUGUCCCAUCAACUGGAACCGUUGUGAAUCCCUACUGGAUUUAUAUUUAUUUACUUCCUUUGAGCUGUGUGGCGUCCGCAUUCAUAAUUUACAAAAGCUACAAACAUAUUUUUACAAAGGUAAUACAAAUAAAGAGCCCAAUAAAUAUCUUC